Molecule: messenger RNA, 3415 nt
Organism: Taeniopygia guttata (zebra finch)
Lineage: Eukaryota; Metazoa; Chordata; Aves; Passeriformes; Estrildidae
Source: RefSeq, a predicted model, not a curated record
UAGGAAUUCAGGAAUUCUGGUCAUGUAAUUCCUGGCACUGCGUGGCUCCAGGGAAUAUCCUGGGGUACAGCGUGGCCCUCAGCCUGUGGGACUGAAGAGAGCAGUGAAACCAGGUGACUGCAGAGUCUCAAAUCUACUCCCAAAUCGUGCCAAGGGGUGAAAAUUCAUCUUAACGAUUAGUGCUGGGAAGUAGAGCUGAAAAAUUCCCCUCUUGAAGGUGAGCAGCAAUAAAUUGUGUGUGUGUGUGUAGCACCAUCAAAAUGAGACACUGGUGGCUCAGGAGGGAUUUGGUGCCUAUUUCAGAGUUGAGUUUUGACCUGCUGAGUGUAUUCCAUGUCUAGAUCCUGGUCUUUUCCCUCUUCUGUAGCUGCACAUUGAGCACUGUCCUUUCCUGAGCAGCACAUACAAGGCCAAGAUGGAUCCUGCUGAGUCUGCUGGUGUUUCUGGGUUGGAUAUCCACCAGGAGGAGAGUUUCCUGAAGUUUCCUAGAAUUUCUUGUACUGUAGGGCUCCUAAUUGCCACCAUGGGAAGGGAUAACGGGUCCUGCUCACCUUGUCACUUCCCUAGGGGGUACCUGUCUUCACAUUGGGAGUAAAACCAUAUUUGAGUGUCCUUUGCACACCCACCACGGCUCCUCCUGGAAAAAAGAUUGCCACAGCCCUGUGCUGAGGGAAAUGGGAGUUUGUUCCAUCUGGAGCUGGCCCUGGCUGUCCAGUCUCACAAUUCCUUUGGGGGAUCACUUCAGGCACCACUGUGGUUAUUUAUGGCUGCAUCUCAGCUUCAGCUGGAGAAGGAUCCAGGUGUGCCAGGGAUCUUCAGCCACUGGAGACAGCUGGAUCUGCAGGGGUGGACUCAGCCCUCCCCAUUUCAGAUCCUCUGGCACAAAUAGCCCUUGAGCAUGCUGCUCUUUCCCUGCUUCUGAGGUUAAACACACAGUUUUUAGCUGCAGAUGCAGGGACAGCCUGGAUCGUCGCAUCCUUGUUCCCAACCUCUUCCCAAUGGAGAGGGUGGGAAGGCCCCUCCAAAAAUCAUCUUCCACCUCUCCCCCUUCUCCCACAGGUGAUUGCAGUUCCAUGCUGGGACCAGCAGAUCCCAGCAGCAGGCAGAGUGUGCUGUGGGCUGGCACAGGGACCACAGCCUGCGGAUGCAGACUGUUCCCGGUCCACAGCGGAAGCGGCAUUGCCAGCCGAAGGAAUUGGACUGGAAACCCUCAGUGCCUCUGUGUUUGAGUGCUGGGGCUAAGAAACAGCAUGUCUUGGCUUUCAGGGGAUGUAGCAGGAAUGUUCUGUCCUUCCCAAAUAGGAAGAAACACUUGGAAAUAACACAGGAUUCAGGGCUCAACAAUACGGAGGGCAGAGGCUGCUGUGGAGUCAAGGGAAAAGCAAAGGGCUUAAGUUCUGUAAAUCUGAUCCCCCAAAAAGCCCUUGGGAAUGUAGUUCUGAUCAAAUUGAGAUACUACAUAAAAUUGGGGUGGUUUCACAGCAUUUUUGGGGGACAGAAAUUCAAGAAGGGAAAAUCCAACCAGUAUUGGGAAGUUUUUGGUUUAAAAAAGUUUGUAAUGCAAAAUAGGCAGGUUUUGUUGGAAUUACUUAUUCAGACUGAGGUAAAAAGGGAUUAUUUUAAAGCUUUCUUCAGGAGAAUUUGAAUCAAAAGCUUUUUGUUAUUCCAAGUGGAAGCAGGAAUGCCCAGCUCUUAGGGAUGAAGUCACAGGUCUCCACGGAGUUUCAGGGGAAUGAUCCUUGUCACCCUUCCCGGUGCUAAAUAGCACUGAAAUAGUUUAAGAGCAGGAAUUCCUCAACAAAACAGGUCGAGAAAAUGCAAGGAUUUUUUCCCUUAAGUAUUGAUUCACGGUGGAAAUUUCUCUGCCAGGACCAAACAGAUCCGGGUGGAAUUUGAGAUGCUUUGCCCAAAGCUGAAGAUGGACGUAGGUCAGACAAGAAGCAGGCCUGGGAUCUGGCCACCCCUGUGGCCUCUGUCCCCCCCGGGAGGGAGGCUGGAGAGCCGGAGCAGAGGGCAUGUGCUGGGAAUUGGGAGUGAAUUCCAGCGCUGAUCCCUGCCCGCUGGCCACAAAGCCGCUGCCUGUGCUGCUCCUGCUGUGCUUUCCAAGAAUGCCGGCAGGGCUCGGCGGCAGCAGGACAGCUGGCUCCUCAGCCCUGACAUUUCCCAUCAUAAGGAAGCGUUGUUUUCUUGCCAGCUGCAAGGUUUGCUCCGGAAUAGCUGGUGGGAAUGAUUCAGGAGGUGCCCUUGCUGCUCCGUCGGCUCCCCGUGGCAUCCCUUGUUUGGGGCAGGAAUGCCAUGCGGAUCCCUGGCCCUGCAGCUCCCUGGAUCCCAGCUUUGGGAAGGAGAACUUGAGCUCUGACGUGGAGCCAGAUUUGUUUUCUCAGCAUGAUCCAGCCGCGUGUCGGAAUCUGCUUCAGUGGCAGACAGGAACAGGACAUCAGGAAACUCUCUUGCAAAUGGAGAAGCAACUGGGAUCUAUGUCCCUGUGCCUUGUCCUGGAUGUGAAUGCAGAAGUUUCACAGCAGGAUUGGUGUCAGAAGGAACAGAGUGAACCAAGGAAGGGCUGUGAUUCAUGGGAGCCUCUGGCUUGGUUCCCAGAGCAGGCUCCUUGUGUCUUGAAGGACCGGGGAGUAUGGAAGAGCCUGACCACAAAUAUUUCACCAGGACACAACAUCUCCUGCAUCUUUCCCACCCCGCUCUGCUGUGGAGUGCCGGAGGUGGAUCACGCAGCGAUCACCGGUGAUAACGUCCUGUUUCCACUGUCACCCAGCCAAAUAUUCCCUGGCAAGCGUGGGACGUGGUGCUGAGUGCUCCUGUGGGAACGUGCAUGUGGUUUCCACCACGCCAAGGGGAGCUGUGCCUGAGGAGCAGGAGUUUCUCCCAGCUGUGCUGUCAGGGACACGAAUCCCCCAGCUCUGGGACUCACACUGACCCUUUUCCUAAAGAAUCCAGGGAUAUGUUUUUCUGGAGCAGCUGGUGUUGGAUUGGAAGGUCACCUCCCUCAUGGAGGUGGUGGGAAGGGAGCUGAUUUUCCCAAGGUGACAUUGGAAGUCUGUGGCAUGAGUGCAGCCGUGCUUCUAUUUUAAUUCUGUCCUUCUUGUCCCUUUAUUCCCUCAUCCCCAAGAAUCCAUGUGCUGUUAACACACUUGGAAUCAAGGCAAGUGUGACUGCCCAGCUGCCAGGGCUGUGCUGCCAAGGUGCUGCACCUGAGGCGAGCACAGCAGGAACCUGGUGCAGCAGGAAUUGUUACUCUGCAUUCCCCCAGCCAGUUCCUGCCUUCCAAAGUGCAAGGGUCGAUUUUCCAUGAAAUUUGCCCAUUUGUUGUCACACAACUCGCAGGAAAAGGGUUUUCUCUGUGGCUUCUCCCUCGUUUGCCUGGAAUCAGGCAAUGUAUUAAAACUGGUCUUAGAGAGGA